UUGGCACGCGUCUCCCGGCGCGGGGUUCCUCUCACGCAGCCACCCUUUCAAAAGAUGCCGAAGGGGCGGCGCGGCAGCCAGAACCCCAAGAUGAGCCAGCGGCCGGCUCCGCCCCUCUACUUCCCGUCACUCUAUGACCGGGGCAUCUCGUCGUCUCCGCUGAGCGACUUUAACAUCUGGAAGAAGCUCUUUGUGCCACUGAAGGCGGGCGGGGCGCCGGCGGCCGGGGUGGCGGGGAUAGCGGGGGUCCGACCCCUGCCUCUGGCGCCCCCAGCCACGGUGCCGCCGCCUCCUGGCCUGGGUCCCCCCAGCGAGCGUCCGUGCCCUCCUCCUUGGCCGUCCGGCCUGGCCUCUAUACCCUAUGAGCCUCUGCGCUUCUUCUACUCGCCGCCGCCAGGGCCCGAGACGGCAACUUCAGCCCUAGUACCCGGCUCCACGACCUCCUGGCUCGCCACCGCCUCCCACCCCGAGGAGCUGUGCGAGCUAGAGAUCCGGAUUAAGGAGCUGGAGCUGCUCACCAUCACUGGAGACGGCUUCGACUCCCAGCGCUAUAAAUUCCUGAAGGCGCUGAAAGAUGAAAAAUUACAAGGACUGAAGAAGACCAGGCAACCUGGAAAGUCGGCCCCUGUCUCCUGAGGAGCUGCCCUCCAGAGCUGGGCAGCCACCUCCUUAGGUGUUAGUGCUUAGAUAAUGUGUCCUGUUUGUUGUCAUUUCGAAGAUGGUUAUUUUCUGUUCUGUCUUUACUACUGUUAUUGUUGCUCCUGGAACAUACGUCACAUAC
This is a messenger RNA of Microtus oregoni (creeping vole), 781 nucleotides long. It is a transcript of the gene CUNH11orf91, whose product is annotated as chromosome unknown C11orf91 homolog. The coding region runs from base 55 to 636 and encodes 193 amino acids. The transcript has 2 exons. The record is from RefSeq and is a predicted model, not a curated record. Lineage: Eukaryota; Metazoa; Chordata; Mammalia; Rodentia; Cricetidae.